GCUCCGGGGCUAGACCUGGAUCUCGCUCGCGCGCGUCAGCUCGGGAGGUCCCGCGCGGCUCAGUCGCUGCACCUCACUCGCUCGGCGACGAUGCGAGGAUGCGCCCGCGCUGAAGGACGGCGACAAUAUGGAUUUUGAUGCUUCCAAUAUGUAUCUACCCAGCUGCACUUACUACGUCCCCGGGGCGGACUUCGCGGCUCUCCCGCACUACCUGGCCCAGGGUCAGCCCUCCUGCCCGGUGGCGUACUCGUACCAGUCGUCGCCUCUUCCUCAGGUUCCGUCCGUCAGGGAUGUGGCGUUCAGGGACUACGCCGUGGACGGCUCGGCCAAGUGGCACCACGGAAGGGGGAGUCUCCCGCACUGCUACGCCGACGACGGCUGGAGCGGCCCGACCCCCCGCGGGGCGGACGCGCCGGGGAAAGGCGUCUCGCCCUCCGGCUCCGCGACGACGACCGCGCCGGGAGGCUUCGCGCACGGCGGCGCGUCCAGGAACGGCGUCUUGCCGCAGGCUUUCGACCAGUUCUUCGACUCGACCUACGGCGGCCAGGAGCACGGGGCCACGCUGAGCCAGGGCAGGCCGGGCGCGGCGAGGAGCGGCCCCGCUCCGGCUCCUCGAGCUCCGGGCUCGGACACGGCGGAGAGCUGCAGCCCCAAGUCGUCGCCGGGCCUCGGCGAGGACGGGAGCGCGAAGGGCGGCGGUGUCCAGAAGACGCGCAAGAAAAGAUGCCCGUACUCCAAAUAUCAAAUCAGGGAGCUGGAGAGGGAGUUCUUCUUCAGCGUUUACAUCAACAAGGAGAAGCGGCUGCAGCUUUCCCGGAUGCUCAACUUGACUGACCGACAGGUGAAAAUCUGGUUUCAGAACAGGAGGAUGAAGGAGAAGAAACUCAACAGAGACCGUUUACAGUACUACACCAGCAACCCCCUGCUAUAAAACAUGGACGCCAAACACCUGCACGACUCCGAUGGCAACUCUUCAAAAGCCCAAACAGUUUCUCAUUAAACGUCCCAUCCUCGCUCUCUUAUUAUUAUGAUUAUUAUGAUUCUUAUUAUUAUUGUGACAAAAAAAAAUGCUCUUAUGUUCACCCCCCAAUUUGUAUGCUCACAUUUACACGCACGCACGGACUGGAAUUGUUUUAUUCGUACUUUUAAUAUUCUAUUGUCCAAAUACAGUAUAUAUCUCUA
Molecule: messenger RNA, 1182 nt
Organism: Phycodurus eques (leafy seadragon)
Lineage: Eukaryota; Metazoa; Chordata; Actinopteri; Syngnathiformes; Syngnathidae
Gene: hoxa11b
Product: homeobox A11b
Exons: 2
Coding region: 128-931 (267 amino acids)
Biological process (GO): anatomical structure development; regulation of transcription by RNA polymerase II
Cellular component (GO): nucleus
Molecular function (GO): RNA polymerase II cis-regulatory region sequence-specific DNA binding; DNA-binding transcription factor activity, RNA polymerase II-specific
Source: RefSeq, a predicted model, not a curated record